CGCCGGGGGCGCGGGGCCGGCACCAUGAGCGGCCGCGUCGGGGAUCUGAGCCCGCGGCAGGCGGAGGCGCUGGCACAGUUCCGAGAGAACAUCAAGGACGUGCUCCCUUCGCUGCCCUCCCAGGACGACUAUUUCCUCUUGAAAUGGCUCCGAGCACGCUGCUUCGACCUGCCCAAGUCAGAGGCCAUGCUCCGCAAGCACUUGGAGGUCCGCAAACGCAUGGAUGCCGACAACAUCAUCUCGUGGGAGGCACCUGAGGUGAUCAGGAAGUACAUGUCUGGAGGCAUGUGUGGCUACGACCGGGAGGGCAGCCCCAUCUGGUACGAUAUCAUCGGGCCGCUGGACGCCAAGGGGCUGCUCUUCUCCGCCUCCAAGCAGGACCUGCUCAAGAACAAGUUCCGCGACUGCGAGCUGCUGCGGCAGGAGUGCGAGAAGCAGAGCCAGAAGCUGGGCAAGAAGAUCGAGAUGGUGCUGAUGGUCUAUGACUGUGAGGGCCUGGGCUUGAAGCACCUCUGGAAGCCAGCAGUGGAAGCGUACAGUGAGCUCCUGGCAAUGUUUGAGGAGAAUUACCCCGAGUCCCUGAAGCGCCUGUUGAUCGUGAAGGCUCCCAAGAUCUUCCCGGUGGCCUACAACCUGGUCAAGCACUUCCUGAGCGAGGACACUCGCAAGAAGGUCACGGUGCUGGGAUCCAACUGGAAGGAGGUCCUGCAGAAGUACAUUGACCCCUCGCAGAUCCCAGUGGAGUACGGGGGCACCCUGACGGACCCUGAUGGGAACCCCAAGUGCCCCAGCAAGAUCAACUACGGAGGGGACGUGCCGCAGCACUACUACGUGCGGGACCAGCUGGCGCAGCCCUACGAGCACACGGUGGUGGUCAACCGGGGCUCGUCCCACCAGGUGGAGUACGAGAUCCUCGCCCCUGGCUGCGUGCUCAGGUGGCAGUUCAAGUCGGAGGGGGCCGACGUGGGCUUCGGGGUGUACCUGAAGACGAAGGUCGGGGAGCGGCAGCGGGCAGGCGACAUGACCGAGGUGUUCCCCACCCAGCGCUACAACGCACACAUGGUGCCCGAGGACGGCUCCCUCACCUGCUCCACGCCCGGCAUCUACGUCCUGCGCUUUGACAACACCUACAGCUACAUCCACGCCAAGAAGGUGAGCUACAGCGUGGAGGUGCUGCUGCCCGACGCCGCCUCGGCCCAGCAGAUCCAGCAGCUCGGGGACAAGCUGGGAGAGGUGGCCCUGGACCACAGCCCGUGAUGGCAGCACGGCAGCACAGAGGAUGGAAGAAGGGGGCCGGUGCCCCGUGGCUCAGGGACCCGGGGGGCUGUGCCUGGGGCUGUUGGCCCCUCUGUGCCUUACGUGGCCCCCACGGGUGGGGCUGGGUGCGGUGGGGGCAGUAAAGGGAUGGACAGUGA
Molecule: messenger RNA, 1415 nt
Organism: Numida meleagris (helmeted guineafowl)
Lineage: Eukaryota; Metazoa; Chordata; Aves; Galliformes; Numididae
Gene: SEC14L2
Product: SEC14 like lipid binding 2
Exons: 12
Coding region: 25-1257 (410 amino acids)
Cellular component (GO): cytoplasm
Source: RefSeq, a predicted model, not a curated record